Neopsephotus bourkii (Bourke's parrot) is the source of this 1444-nucleotide messenger RNA. RefSeq names its product VRK serine/threonine kinase 3 (gene VRK3). Gene Ontology annotation, cellular component: nucleus; cytoplasm. Lineage: Eukaryota; Metazoa; Chordata; Aves; Psittaciformes; Psittacidae. Bases 4 to 1212 code for a protein of 402 amino acids. Gene Ontology annotation, biological process: signal transduction; peptidyl-serine phosphorylation. The record is from RefSeq and is a predicted model, not a curated record. Gene Ontology annotation, molecular function: ATP binding; protein serine/threonine kinase activity. The transcript has 11 exons.
GUUAUGUCGGGCCGUGGUCGUCGGGGCCGUGGUCGGCCGAGGCCGCCGCCGGAGCAGCCGCGGUGCGAGGCGGCUGGCGGCUCUCUGAGGGUGAGCCGGUUCUGCCCGCAGUGCGGGGUCGGCGUGGAGCCCACGUUCCGCUUCUGCCCGGCCUGUGGCGAGAGGCUGCAUGCGCCGCUGCAGCAGCAGCAGGAGAAAGAGCCGACAUUGCCCCCGCCGCCGCCGCAGCCGUCCACGAGUCCCGCAGGCUCCCCGGAGACUGCCCCAGCACGGCCCCCGGCUCGGCCCGGCUCCCGCUCGCCCCGCAAGGUGCGGCCCGGCCCGGCGGAGCCCCUGCCGGUGGAUGUAGUCCUGACGGACCAGGGCGGCCAGCGAUGGAAGCUGGUCCGGCUCCUGGAGCAGAGCGGCUGCGGGCUGGUGUACGAAGCGCAGUCAGCAUCUGGAGCCUGUCCUCAAAAGCAAAGAUACUCCCUCAAACUUGAUGUAAAAGGUGGAAGGAUCUACAAUGAACAGAAUUUCUUCCAGCGAGCUGCGAAGGCGGCCACAGUGGAGAAGUGGAGGAAGGGGCACUCUGUGCCGUUGCUGGGAAUCCCCAAUUGUGUUGGCUUUGGACUGCAUGCAGAUACCUACAGGUUUUUGGUGUUCUCUGACUUAGGGCGAACUCUUCAGUCUGUCCUGAAUGAUGGCUUGCACCUACUGAGGGAGAAGGCAGCUUUUCAGAUUGUAGUCCGGCUGCUGGACUGCCUGGAGUACAUCCAUGAGAAUGAGUAUGUGCAUGGGGACAUCACAGCUGAGAACAUCUAUUUGAACCCAGCAGACCACAUGCAGGUGACCCUCGCAGGCUAUUGCUUUGCCUUCCGUUAUUGCCCAGGAGGGAAGCAUGUGGCUUGGCGCGAGGGCAGCAGGACCCCUCACGAGGGCACGAUAGAGUUCAUCAGUGUGGACAGCCACAAGGGUGCAGGACCAUCUCGCCGAAGUGACUUGGAAUCUCUGGGCUACUGUCUUCUGAAGUGGCUCUGUGGCUUCUUGCCUUGGUCUGAUGAGCUGGACAAAGUAGAAACUGUGAUGGAGAAGAAGGAAAAGUACAGAGGGGAUGUGAAAUGCCUUCUCCGGCUGUGCUUCAGGCAGAGAUCCAUUCCAGAUCAAGAGAAAUUGCACAGGAAAAGUGUUGAAAGCUUUCUGCAGCGUGAGGCCUUUCUCACAGCUAUUUAACUUUUACCCAGCUAUUUUAGAACAGUUUUAAUGUGAGCCAAUGCUAAAUUUUGAGCUGCUGUUGUAAGAAGUUAAUGUGAAGAUGCCCCUGUGUGGGAGGUUGUUGGAAGAACUGUGAUGUAGCCACGAGAAGGGCAAAGCCUGGCACAGAAAACUAAAUCAGGGACUUUUUUUUUAAUUUUAACUAGAGUGACAGUACAUAGUUUUGUAAUAAACUUUGUGGCCAAGUACC